Molecule: messenger RNA, 837 nt
Organism: Miscanthus lutarioriparius
Lineage: Eukaryota; Viridiplantae; Streptophyta; Magnoliopsida; Poales; Poaceae
Source: the annotation of a GenBank genome assembly
AUGAAGACUACCUCUAGCUAUUGGGGCUUAUCUUCUUGGUUGGAACCGGAAUUAGUCUAUGAUGAGCUGCUAGAUGCAGAGAUGCAGCCAUCCUUCCUCGCUGACUUCUUUUGCCAUGACAAGAACUGCAAGCAUGUUUAUACUAGAAUUCUAGGCAUGGCUGCUAUUGUGCGUCUAGCUUUUUGUUUAUACCGGACAGGUCUUCAGUUUAUGGGAUUGUACCACAACGAAUGGGCUGAAGCUCUUGGUAUCGAGAUCUCCAGCGCGAGGGCCAAGGACGGCACCAUGGUGGUGAACAGAACCUCCCUCUCCAGCGGCAAGCUGAUGCCGUCGCUGAGCUUCAAGCUGUGGGAGGCAGAGGCGGUAGUCGCUUCCAUGGACCACGGCAGCAGGCCGAGCCAGGUGGACGUCGUCGACUGCUGCCUGAGGGACUCGGCGGAUGAGUUGGUGUUCAUGGCUUCUCCGACGACCCCGUCGAGCCCGCGGGUGUCGUCCAGCCCCAAAUGCGAGCUGGACGCCGCGGCAGUGAAGCUUCAGAAGAAAUGCCCACUUGACAAAGACGAUGAGUACCCCUUGCUGAGCAAACCUGACGCUCAGCCCAACGCCGCCGUCUCGAACGGCACUGACGGAGCAGAACACAACACGGACUCUGCAGCCAUGGAUGAACAUACGAGCGAAUCCGAGGCGGCUGACGGCGACGUUCACCAGGCAAUCCGUGACGGCAACACGAGUGAAGCAGAGGAGGACGACACCGACACCCACGCUCACACCGACAUCGACACCGAAGAGGAGGCGCAGCAGCACGAGGCGAUCAGUCUUGUUUCAUUGUUUCACUAG